Messenger RNA from Monascus purpureus, 2170 nucleotides. NCBI's taxonomy places the organism in Eukaryota, Fungi, Ascomycota, Eurotiomycetes, Eurotiales, Aspergillaceae. The record is from the annotation of a GenBank genome assembly.
GGACAAUCUUCGAAGGAACACAGCUCUCUCUUGUCAACAGCUAAUAGUUGCGAGACUAUGGUCCCGAACAAGCAAGAAACGUCUCACGGCUUCAACCACGACUCUUCUGGCAGGGUGCAGCACAGGAUGCCAUUCUCGCAUCGGAGUCUGAAGCCUGCGGUCCAGCCUUUCGCAGGCAGGAUUGGUGGCAAUCAAGAGCUUGUGCUUGAUCGCGAUGAUCCAGAAAAUGCAGAGCUCCUGAGACGGAUCCCUGAUGCAGCGCCGUUGAUGGCCUUCAAGGACGGCUUUGACCUGCGCGGAUUCUGGGACGUCGGCCUUUGGAAAUUUGGCUUUGUUGAAUGCAUUGGUUAGACACAACUCGUCUUGGAUACAUAUCGUUGUUAUGCAAAGUUGGGGCUCAUUGCCGACUAGGUACCAUGAUGCAUAGCUUUGUGACUGUCUGGGCCUCGAUACAUCCCAAUUCCGCUGCAGUGCCGGCGACCACACCGGCCGGUGUCUUUUCAACAGCAACCUUCCUGGGGCCGCUUGUUGGUGGCAUCUGCAAUUGGUUAUCCCUGACACUCUUCAUCUUCACGUUUGCCAACGUGAGUGGAGCCCAUCUCAACCCUACCAUCACGUUCGGCACCUUUUUCGCUCGCCUGAUAUCGUUCCCCCGGCUGGUGAUCUAUGUAGGAGGCCAAACCUUAGGAGGCGCUCUAGCUGGUUGGAUGCUCCGCACCGCGCAGGGAUCCCGCUCCUUUGCCGUCGGAGGCUGCUCGAUAGAUACCGAACUCGUUCCGGUCAAGGAGGCAUUCGUACUAGAGUUCAUCUAUUCUUUGAUCCUGAUUUUCCUGUCUUUCGGCGUCGCUCUGGAUCCGCGACAAGGCAAGAUCUAUGGCGCCGCUCUGUCGCCUUUCCUCGUCGGCAUGGUCCUGGGCGUUCUGAGCUGGACCUCUUCGUUUUCGCGAAUCGGAUACGCGGGUGCCUGUAAGUGCUCAGCAACUCACCGCGCCGAAGCAGAUGAGGGCUGCGGAGUAUAUGAGCUUUGCUUACAAGAUCCAUUGUUGAUAGCGAUGAACCCGGCACGCUGCUUUGGCGUCUAUGUGGCGACUUCUUUUCCGGGUUACCACUGGAUUCACUGGGUCGGCCCCAUAGUGUCGAGUGUCGGCCACGGGAUCGCUUAUUUCUUUGUGCCCCCGUGGGGAGCUGUUGAGCGGUUGGCCUUACUCAAUCGGAAAUAUCACGAGUGAUGGCACAAAACAGAGUAUAAAUAGCUUCUCUGUAGCCCGACUUACUGUAUCAAGCGACACCCGCUGUAUGUUGAAGCCACGAGAUCGAUGGCGCGGUAAGAACCCUUCCAUUUCCGAGGAAAAACUAUCCUUGGUUCUAUGCUGAAGGGACCCAGCGAAAGACUUGCAGGAUGAUAACGCCAACAGCCUGUCGGACGUUCUCUUCCUUUCCAUGUAUAAUAGUAGACUAACAAGUAUAGUGAUAUUAUCAUAUCGGCGUUACUUGAUGGUAAUUAUUUGAGUCCAAAAAGCACAGUUUAAACCAGGAUUGAAGAGUAAUGGGAAUGUAUUCGUGGGACUAUCCGCCAAGUGUCGUUGGCCAAUCGCGCUUGUUCCAUAAGAAUCGCAGAAAUAUUUGAUCACGGCUUCGAUUCCACUUCGCGAUGUCUUUCCCAGUCGUUCCUGGAGCAAACCGUCUCGUGGCCGAAAGAUACUGAUGGGUCCAAUCGAAACCCAGCGACGACGCAGACAUCAAAUUCACCGGUCCCGGGGCUAUCAUGGAGCUCGACCAUACCUGGCAGCGACGGAGUCAAGUGGACCAAGAGCCGCGUUGCCGGGGAGUUGGCGCUCGGAGGGUCUCAUGCGAAGAUGAUAGGCGUCCGUCAAUUCUGGUGUCGUAGAAUUUGUGGUUCCUUGAGCGGCGCUCAUUGCCAUCCCAUAUCUUUCCUCUUGGGAUCCCAAAGCUGCAAAGGCAGCGUGCCAGAUCCUCAGCCUAGUUAACAGAGCUUUUUGUGGAUUUGCCAAUUUCUGGGGAAGGUCAGAGCCACGAGAGUUUCGUAGAUACUCAUCACACGUACGCUGAAAUAGUUGGACCUCUGCCGUUGGGAGGAUGGUGGUUUCUCGAGCAGACUUGAGGGAGACAAAUUCCCGCAUCAAUGCAGGUUCAGUGUCUUGCAACAAAG